Messenger RNA from Rhipicephalus microplus (southern cattle tick), 642 nucleotides. RefSeq lists its product as uncharacterized. Lineage: Eukaryota; Metazoa; Arthropoda; Arachnida; Ixodida; Ixodidae. The record is from RefSeq and is a predicted model, not a curated record.
GCCAGGAGCAGUUCUGUCUGCUCCCUCUUAAAAAGCGGAGUGAGUGGAAAACGCAGGAAACCACGUGUUUGGAACGUCAUGUCCGGACAUACCCUCUCAGCAAUCCUCCUCACUUGUUUACAUUUUGCGGCGUCGUGUCGGGCGGUUAUGGCGGCAGCGAAGCGUGCGUGGUGCUCGGGCUCGAACGAUUUUAACGUCGUAGCGGCAGAUUCUGGCAGUGAACGUCCACCUUGCCUGCCUUCAGAUUCACGGAUGGCGGAGGCAGCAAAACGUCGUCGUCUUGCCGAAGUAUUUGACGAGCUAGACGAUGUCAGCAGCGAUAGCUGCUGGAGCUCUACGUCCGAGUCGAGUUCAAGCAGCAGCGACGAUGACGACGAAGUGUAUGCAGCAGCGUUUCAGCAGCUCUUUUCUCUGCCAGAGCGAAGGCCGAAAGUGGAAGCAUAUGUUACAAAGACGGUGGCUAGCUACUCCGACGAGGAGUUCAAAAGAAUUUCCGCGUCACGCGGCCGGUCGUGGACUUCUUGGCAGCAGAAUUCGCCAAGUCACCGCACUGCCCUCAGAACAGUGAUCAUGGUGGCCUGCCUGCCAAGUCGGCUGAAGAACACAUUCUCUCCUUUCUUUGGUGAGUGUCCGUACGUUUAG